This is a messenger RNA of Rosa chinensis, 1367 nucleotides long. Its product is annotated as inactive protein RESTRICTED TEV MOVEMENT 1-like. The record is from RefSeq and is a predicted model, not a curated record. The transcript has 4 exons. Bases 162 to 935 code for a protein of 257 amino acids. Gene Ontology annotation, molecular function: carbohydrate binding. NCBI's taxonomy places the organism in Eukaryota, Viridiplantae, Streptophyta, Magnoliopsida, Rosales, Rosaceae.
UAUAUUCAUCAGUAUCUUAGCUUCGAUCAAUUCCCCUUCCUCUGAUAAUAUACCAUCUAUAUUCAAGUUCAUUCAUGAAUUUCAUGUACGUACAGCAGCUCGAUCUUAGUUGCCCUCUGUUCUCCGUUGGUCGCUAUUAAUUUAACUCCAACGUACAGUUAAUGAGUCUUGAGGAAUCCAAGAAAACCGUUGUUUCAGUCGGGCCGUUUGGAGAAAAUAAGCGAGUAAUACCCUUUGAUGAUGGAGUACACUCAGCAGUGAAAGGUUUGGAGAUGGUCUAUUUGAAAGGUGAAAGGGGACUUAUUCUCAACGUCCGGUUUGAAUAUGAAGACGACGGAAUCACAGUUUGGGGAGACAGGCAUGGUAAAAGUAUCAUUUUGGAUGUCGUAAUGACAGGGCUGCUCGGAACCGACAUCAGAAGAGAAUGCAUUAGUUUCAACUAUCCAGACGAAUUUUUGACUUCAGUUUAUGGAAAUUAUGAAGCAAACUUGUCGGGGUCCUGGCUAUCCUCACUUACUUUUAAUACUAACAGAAAAACUUACGGACCCUUUGGAUCGACUCCAAAUCGCAAUCGGAGAAGCUAUUUCUCAAUUCAUGUGCCUGGAAGUAAGAUUGUUGGUUUUCAUGGCAGAUCACACUGGUGGUGGAGUGGCAGUUUUGACAUAGGAGCAUACCUAAAGCCUAUUGAUCAACAAAGUGAAUAUACAUCUUCAACAGCACUGAUGCUUUAUCCAUCAGAGCCUCCAUGUCGACCUGGAUAUCCUUCUCAAACCAAGCUCAAUAAAGAUGACAGACCUCAAAACCAGAAACAUUACGCAGUUUCAAAUAUUCGAGUUAGCAGAAAUGAGGGAGACCACAACGGAGCUUUCUAUUUGGGCGACAGGUAUAAAUAUACGAACUAUUAUAUCGAAAAGGCAGACAUAGCGCACAAAUAAUCUGAAUCAAUCAAGAGUCGUGGAUCAAAUAAGGUAAGGGGUUAUAUAAAGAUCUCAGUUAUGUCUUCUAGCUAGAGAGACCCUCCCUUCGUGCAUAUAUGUGUGUGUGUGAGAGAUUUAUAUAUUUGUAGUAUAUAUGUAAUGACUUAAUAGUCGAGCCUCAAGUCCCUCAGUGGGUGUCAUUACUGUGACUACUGUUGUGGAGGUUGAAGAUGAUUAAUAGCAAUUAAAAUUUAUAAUAGAGCUAAAAACUAGUUUUUGCAUGACGGUAAUUAUAAAAGGGGAGUGGGAUACACCCUUCUUUUUUAUUCUCUGAUCAUGCACUCCCUUCUCAAUUUUAUUGCUUGAAACAGAACGCUAGCUACCCUUUAUCUCUUUCAAUUUCUGCUAUUGGUCUGGGAUUUCCAUCUUCCCUGUGUAGUAAGGAUUCUC